CGUUAUCCCGCCCGCUAACGCCGUAGCCUGGCGGCGGCGCCUCCCCAAGGCCGUCCACUGACAGGUGACAGCUACACCAGUGAUGAGGCAGUGAGCUGCCGCUGCCGCUGCCGCCGCCGCAGGCAGAUCUGACACACGCCGCGCCACUCCAAAGCCUACUUCCGCUGCUGCUGCACGGCACAGCUGCAGCCAGCAGGCAGCAGCAGCAGCAGCAAGCGCCGGCCCGCGCGCGUGACGAGAGAGAGCGCGCGCGCGUGCGAGGCGAGGCCAAAAAUCACCCACAAAAGCAAGCGAAAAACACCGCGGAAAAAAAGGGAGCCUCUCUCGCGGAACAAGGCAUUGCCCGCCCCGGUCACCGCAUUUCGGGAUGGAGGCGGCGGUGGGGGACGGGGAAGGCGGUGGCGGCGGCGGCGGGCGGGGGAAGCGUGGGCGGGGAGGAGGAGGAGGGGAGAUGGUGGAGGCGGUGUGGGGGCAGACGGGGAGUACGGCGUCGCGGAUCUACAGGGUGAGGGCGACGGGGGGGAAGGACAGGCACAGCAAGGUGUACACGGCGAAGGGAAUCCGCGACCGCCGCGUCCGCCUCUCCGUCGCCACCGCCAUCCAGUUCUACGACCUCCAGGACCGCCUCGGCUUCGACCAGCCGAGCAAGGCCAUCGAGUGGCUCAUCAACGCCGCCUCCCCCGCCAUCGACACCCUCCCGUCCCUCGACCCCGCCGCCUUCGCCGCCAUUCCCCACGCCGCCGCCGACGCCGCGCCCACGCGGCGGCGUUCGCAGCAGCAGCAGCAGCAGCUCAGCAACAAGUCCGGAUGCAGUAGCACGUCGGAGACCAGCAAGGGGUCGGACAAGGAGGUCACCGUGGCGAGCGCCCCGGCGCAGGCCGCGUCGUUCACUGAGCUGCUCAUUGCUGGGGUGGCGGCGUCGUCGGCGGGGGGUGGCGCCAUUGGCAACGGCGCCGACUGCGUGGGCAUCGCGCACCCCGGGAAAGGAGGCGCGGAGGGGGCGUCCACGUACGGCUUCUCCGCCGCCUCGAGCUUCGGCGACGCGCCACCGAUCGGCAUGGUGCCGGCGCCGCCGUUCAACUUCUCCGCCCCCGGCGCCGACAUGGCGGCGCACUACUCGCUCGCCCAGGACCAGCUGGCGGCGCCUCCGCCUCCUGCCGGAGGCGACUACAACCUCAACUUCUCCAUGUCCUCGGGUUUCUUGGGUGCCAAUAGGGGGACCCUUCAGUCCAAUUCGCCGUCGAACAUGUCCGGCCACCACCACCACCACCAUCAGCAGCAGCUCCAGAGGCUGGACGGCUCCACCAUUUCCUUCCUGCUUGGCCACGCCGCCGCGGCGGCGCACCCGGCGGCGUCCGAGGGCCAGAUCACCAGCACCGCCGCGUUGCAGCUGUGGGAUGGAUUCCGCCACUCCGGCAUGAAGGAGAAGAGCAAGAACUGAUCGAUCCCAGCAACGCAUCCUCCAAAGGAACUGAAGAUAUCAUCAUCAGAUUAAUUGUUGUCACCUUUCCAGCAAGAGCUCACCGUGGGGAGCUGCUACAAGUUUAUUGCGAUGACUGCCCGUGUUCUUUUAGCUGGGUCAUCGUUCUGCUAUGCUGUUUUUUGGCCAUCAUGAACACCCUGCCGCUGCUGCUACCUGCCAUUGCCAUCACUCAGACAAUCUUGUGAAUUUCCUUCUUUUUCCUAGAUGAAGCUGCUGUACAAAUUUUUGUGGGAGACGUGAGUUUCGAACAAGAAUAAGCGUGUCCCGUAGCCAGCGUUAAACCUUUCCCUUCCAGAAAUAUUUUUCGAGUGAAUUGAAAUUCAUAUGUGCCUCUGGUUAUUGGAGUGGCAUUAUUGUGUUCUCUCUGUCUCGCGGUUUGCGCUAUAAAGUUGAGAUAAAUCUGAUCA
Oryza sativa Japonica Group (Japanese rice) is the source of this 1890-nucleotide messenger RNA. The record is from RefSeq and is a predicted model, not a curated record. NCBI's taxonomy places the organism in Eukaryota, Viridiplantae, Streptophyta, Magnoliopsida, Poales, Poaceae.